Messenger RNA from Alosa sapidissima (American shad), 4696 nucleotides. RefSeq names its product AVL9 homolog (S. cerevisiase) (gene avl9). Gene Ontology annotation, cellular component: cytoplasm. The record is from RefSeq and is a predicted model, not a curated record. Lineage: Eukaryota; Metazoa; Chordata; Actinopteri; Clupeiformes; Clupeidae. Bases 1169 to 2839 code for a protein of 556 amino acids. The transcript has 16 exons.
GAGAGAGAGAGAGAGAGAGAGAGAGAGAGAGAGAGAGAGAAUGAUAGUGUUCUCAGCUGUUAUUUGCCAUCUGUGCCUUUCUUUUGUAAAUGGGUCUUAGGCUAGGUUUGCACUGGGUGUGUUUUAGGUUUGGUCAUGGGGGGCAGCACAGCUGUUGGCCACUUACCUUAAUAAAGGUAGGCUACUAAGUCCUGUCCUGGAGAUGGUCUGACCCCCUGCUGAUCAUCUACACCCUCUAUUGUAUGUGAUUAGACCUGCUGAGUGGAGGGACUGCAUUGUUUAAUCUGGCCUCGUUUCAGAAAGGGAGAGAGAUAGAGGGAGAGGGAGGUAUUAGCUUCCACCUGAUAGGGGUUACAGGCCUCCCUCAGAGUAUCAAGAGAUUAGGUUUGUCUCCCGGUUAGACUCUUCUCCCUCCCGAUCCUUUUCAAUCUAACAGUCUGUAUCUAUUCCAUUUUUUCGGCCUGUUUUGCUCACUCUACCACUUUCUUUUAUCAAUCCUCUCUAUCUCUCUCUCUCUCUCUCUCGCUAUCUCGCUAUCUGAGGUAGAGUUUAGGCUCAGGCCAGCAUGGUCUUUCUAUUACUCCAGCUGAUCAACCGUACAGGCCACUAGACUCUGUCUUUGGUACACGGGUGUAUAUUCAUAUUUCCUAUCAGAGGCAGCAAAAGACGCACAGUUCACACACACACAUCAUACAUCCUGUACGUGUGUGUGUGUUUGUGUGUGUGAGACAGAGAGCCAAUCCCAACUCAUGUAUUAUUGACAUCUGUCCAGUGGUCUCUUUCAGAAGAGGUCAAAAUAAAAAGAAUCCAAGUGCAAUGUGAGGCAGCAGCUCUAACGUUCUUGCAUUGUUGAUACCUGUCUGUAGACUACUGUCUAUAAAGUGGGAGUGAGUGAGUGAGUGAGUUAGUGACCAAACCUGUCCUGAGAUGUUUUCCAUUUAGUGAGUGAUAAGUCCCCGAUGUCUAUGAUGGCCAACACAUUGGAAACUGGACACCUCAUCUAUAAUAGGUGGAGUAUUCGUAUCCUCCCAUCAUCCCUGAUGAGGGCCAUGACAGCAGUCUCCUUCCCGAGGAGUGGAAGUACCUCCCCUUCCUCUGCCUUCCGGAUGGGGCACACAACUUCCAAGAAGACACCGUUUACUUUCAUUUACCACCCCUGGAUGGAGAGAUGAAAUGUGUCUAUGGUGUUUCCUGUUACAGACAGAUAGAGGCCAAGGCUCUUAAGGUGCGGCUGGCAGAUGUUACCAGGGAAACGGUGCAGAAGAGUGUGUGUGUCCUCAGUCGAGUGCCUUUGUAUGGCCUCCUCCAGGCCAAGUUACAGCUUAUUACUCACGCUUACUUCGAGGAAAAAGAUUUCUCCCAGAUAUCCAUUUUAAAGGAACUGUAUGAACACAUGAAUGGCUCUUUACGAGGCUCGUCUCUGGAUGGAUCACAGGUGUACUUGGGACUGUCUCCAAGAGAUUUAAUAUUGCACUUUCGACACAAGGUCCUCAUUCUCUUUAAACUUAUUCUCCUAGAGAAGAAGGUCCUGUUCUAUGUGUCUCCAGUGAACAGACUUGUUGGCGCCCUAAUGACUGUGUUGUCCCUUUUCCCGGGCAUGAUUGAGCAUGGCCUGGCCGACUCCUCCCACUACAGGCCAAAGAGCAGCGUGUCUGAAGAGCUGCCCCCGGUCAUCGAGGUAGUACCAGGCGCUGAGGAGUUUGUGUCUGUGUCGGUCACAGAUAUCGCCAAUGCCACACGCGAGCUGGAGGGGGCCACAGACACCCCGAAAGCCACACCCUCCCCUGGCAGCCCCGUCAGGGAGGACCCCCAUCUCCUGAAACCGCCCCAGCGCACCUCGCCGGACUCGUCCGAGAGCGACUGGGAGACGCUGGACCCCAGUGUGCUGGAGGAGGCGCAGCAGAAGGAGGAAGAGGAGGAGGCCGGUGGGGGGUCGGGGCCAGACAUUAGGGAGAAGGACUCAGAGGCCUUUGAGCCCAGCUUGCCCAUCACGGUGCAGCCACAGUCGAAUGCAGGCGGGCAGGGCGUGAUCACCCAGGGGCUGCUGUCUGGUUUGGAAGAGGACCAGCAUGGCCUGCCUCUCGCCAUAUUUACUAAGGGUUACCUGUGCUUGCCGUACAUGGCCCUACAGCAGCACCAUCUGCUCUCAGAUGUGACGGUGCGGGGCUUUGUUGCUGGGGCAACCAACAUCCUCUUUCGUCAGCAGAGGCACCUGAGUGACGCCAUAGUAGAUGUGGAGGAGGCCCGGAUCCAGAUCCAGGACCCGGAGCUGAGGCGGCUACUGAGUCUGACCACAGCUGACUUGCGCUUCGCAGACUACCUGGUCAAGCAUGUGACCGAGAACCGCGAGGACGUCUUCCUGGAUGGGACCGGCUGGGAGGGAGGCGAUGAGUGGAUCAGAGCGCAGUUCAACCUUUAUGUGCUCUCUCUGCUUUCCUCCACACUACAGCAAGAUAAUGAGAAGCUGUUGGCUGAUUAUGGAGCUCCAUUCGUCUCAGCCUGGAGGAUCACACACAACUUCAGAGUGUGGUACAGCAACAAGCACCCAGCCAUGACUGAGAUUACACCUGGCCAUCCUUUCCUUGGUCAGUACGGUGUGGCGGACAUGAAGCUGCGUCUCUCACACUCUGUGCAAAAUAGUGAGCGCGGGAAAAAGAUUGGCAAUGCUGUGAUGACCACCAGCCGGAGUGUGGUUCAAACGGGGAAGGCUGUAGGUCAGUCUGUAGGGGAUGCCCUGACCAGUGCAAAGUCAGCCAUGUCAUCGUGGUUCUCCACCUUGGCCCAGCCAGCUGCUGUGACCUCCCCAACCUGUCCUGAGACCCAUGUACCCGAUGAGUGACACCCACACCUCCUCAUGAACUAUGAUAAACCUUCAUCAUGUAAGCAAACCAGAUACAGAGGCAAUCCAGGGACACUGAUCACCCCUCCUGCCACAUAUCCUUGGAUUGUUUAAGAUAACUUAAGGUUGGUUCAUGGUUCAGGUAGCACUGAUGUUCUACCACGAUUGGAUUCUUGGUAUUCCAACCAUCGUUUGCCUCCAUGCUAUCCAUGGCUCACUUGAACUUCAGCUUCAGGAUGAACUUGAUACAUCAGGCACUGUCAACCAUGGACUUCACGGUCAAGACAGCAAAAUGCCAUCUCCACACUAGCGUACAUUUAGAUCUCUUAUCUUCAUUUGUUACCACUGACCAGAACUGGCCAAGCAUCUUACACCAAUCUUCCCAGUGUCUUAGUUGUUUCUUUUGAUCAAACACUGCAGACACUAAUCCCUUAUCCGUUAAUAUUUCCUGAACAUAAUCUGAAUGGAGUCGAUUGGAGGGUGAUCAUGAAGGAUCCAAGUCCAGGUGUUCUGGGAGUACAGUAUGUUUAUGUUUGUUUAUGUAUCUCUGUGUGUGUAUACAUAUAUAUGUUUGUAUGUGUGUGUGUGUUUGUUUGUGUGUGUUAAGAGUGUGGUGGGUGCUUGUGUGUCAAAGCUGUCGCUGCAGGGAGUGAAACAUCCACGUGAACACUGCUGUAGGCCAGAAUAGCUGGCUUUAUUUUAGUAUCUUAUGAACCGAACGGGAUUUUUUCUGCUGCUGAAGAUUUGGUGGUUAUGUGAGUUUCAACUAAGAGAUUCCCUUGCCCAUGUAAUAGAUCCUGCUAUAGCUGCUAGCUGGGGUCUUAUAUCACUAUAGAACGGCCUCUUAUGGCAUUGACCGUAUAUAGUAGCUUUUACGAGGUUGCUGUCCAACAAGAGGCCAUUGGGAGAGAUGUCAAACUGGGUAAUAUCAUUCUGAGUUCAAGACCGUCUAGUAUGGCAUCGGACUAAAUGACCCAUGGCCCAUUAUUAACUGUUGCAGUUACAUGUAUCUCUUGGUAGCCCAAUAUCCCUCUAAAAGGGGAUGAUCACAGGACAUCCACAGGGUUUAUGGAUCCUCUCAGCAGUGAAGUGGUUGAUUUCAUUCUAGUUUAAGGGUUAUUUACCUGGACCUCUUCAUGAUAAUGCUGCCAGUCUUUGAGCUGUCACAUCAAUUUGAUGAGAUCUCAGUCUAUUAUAGGUAUUACUUGCAGUCUGCCCUGAUAUAGACUGUCCUAUCGGAGGUUUUCUACUCUGUUGAUGUUCAGGUUUGACCUUUGGCAUCAGAGGUAGAUUGGAUAACAUUCAAAUGUAUGCAUUAGCAUGUGCCUGAGGGUCAACCCUUCCCCAUGUCCUCCAUUGCCUACUGUAUUUUUGAGACUGUACAGAAAUCUUAUACUUUAAUGAAGGACUAAAUGUAAAACAAUGGACGUCUUAGACUGAGAGUGCAGACUAUGUAAUGCGUUGACCUAUUAUUAUAUUUGCUUUUUAUUUGCAUGGGUGUUUUGCAAUACACCCAUUUAAACUGUAAAUUGUUUUGGUGAGAAUGCUGAAUAGACCUAAAUUAACUGAAAUUGAGGAUGUCUUAGGUUUAUGUAUUUUCUAUUAAUUUAAUUGAGGACAUCCAAUGCUCUCCUUUUUAUCAUGUUUUCCCCAAUAUCACUAUUGCACACAAAGCUGCAUUAGCUGUUUUAUCUGAUAAAAGUAUUUACGUGUGUAUGUAUAAAAUAUGAAUGUAUUCCUUUUCCAACGAGAGCUGUAUAAUUCUCAACCUAUUUUCCUGAUAAAUGCUUUUAAAGUCAAGAGAAAACAAGUAGAAUUAAGACAAUAAUAUUGAUGUAAUAAACAGGAAUAAAUCUA